This is a messenger RNA of Coregonus clupeaformis (lake whitefish), 975 nucleotides long. It is a transcript of the gene sod2, whose product is annotated as superoxide dismutase 2, mitochondrial. The transcript is spliced from 5 exons. Lineage: Eukaryota; Metazoa; Chordata; Actinopteri; Salmoniformes; Salmonidae. Gene Ontology annotation, cellular component: mitochondrion. Gene Ontology annotation, molecular function: metal ion binding; superoxide dismutase activity. The record is from RefSeq and is a predicted model, not a curated record. Gene Ontology annotation, biological process: superoxide metabolic process. The coding region runs from base 74 to 748 and encodes 224 amino acids.
UGUUGAAUUUCAAGGGCAGUUCUACUUCUAUUCUGAACGGUGAGCUGCGCAUACGGUGUGAAGAAAUAUAAGCAUGCUAAGCAGAGUGGGUCAAUUGCGCAGGUGUGCUGCCACCCUGAGCCCAGCACUGGGCACGGUGGCAGCCAGACAGAAGCACUCGCUCCCUGACCUGACCUAUGACUAUGGAGCACUGGAGCCCCACAUCAACGCAGAGAUCAUGCAGCUCCACCACAGCAAGCACCACGCCACCUACGUUAACAACCUCAACGUCACAGAGGAAAAGUACCAGGAGGCACUGGCCAAGGGAGAUGUGACAGCACAGGUUUCUCUCCAGCCUGCCUUGAGGUUUAAUGGAGGAGGCCACAUCAACCACACCAUCUUCUGGACAAACCUCUCCCCAAACGGGGGUGGAGAACCACAGGGUGAGUUGGCAGCAGCCAUCAAGCGUGACUUUGGCUCCUUCCAGGCAUUGAAAGACAAGAUGUCUGCCGCCACUGUGGCGGUCCAGGGCUCAGGCUGGGGCUGGCUGGGCUUCGACAAGGAAAGCGGGAAGCUCCGUAUCACAGCCUGCCCUAAUCAAGACCCACUGCAGGGAACCACAGGUCUGGUCCCCCUGCUUGGUAUUGAUGUGUGGGAGCACGCCUACUAUCUCCAGUACAAGAAUGUCCGACCAGACUACGUCAAAGCCAUCUGGAAUGUCAUCAACUGGGAGAACGUGAGCGAGCGCCUCCAGGCCGCCAAAAAGUAGACUAUUCCCCCUCAGAACACACACACAUGCUCUUCCUUCCUGCCCCAAACCUUACCCCUGCAGACCUUACUCCCUUAAGAGCGCACAAAAUACCCUCAUAACCCAAAUUAAGAUGGCUGCCGUAAACUGUACCAUGUAGGUUUCUAGAGAGAAUAUUCAGUCUGUAAAGCUGUUUGUUUGUCUGAAAUAUACAGUGGAUAUUAAAAGUCUACACACCCCUGUUAAAA